Molecule: messenger RNA, 813 nt
Organism: Guillardia theta CCMP2712
Lineage: Eukaryota; Cryptophyceae; Pyrenomonadales; Geminigeraceae
Exons: 10
Coding region: 1-813 (270 amino acids)
Biological process (GO): tRNA 5'-leader removal
Molecular function (GO): ribonuclease P activity
Source: RefSeq, a predicted model, not a curated record
AUGAUGAACGUUGAACAGGGAAGUCAAGCUCGGGAGUCGAUUUUGAAUUUCUUGGACUGGAUGCGGGAGACAUCACAGCAGUUCUCAGUCGUGGUUGAUGGGCCCAACGUGGCAUACUCGAAGCAGAACUUUGAGACCGGAUGUUUUUCAUACCAUCAGAUCGACAUUGUUGUGAACAAGUUGAGGGAGGAGGGAGAGAAAGUUCUUGUCCUCCUCCCCUACAAGUACGUUCAGCCCAUCAUCCCCAACCACGCGAGGCAUCAAGGGCACCUGAACUUCAGCACCGCCCAGCAUGUCGUCACUGGAGAUGAAAUGGAGAUCAUUGACAGGUGGAACGCUGAAGGGUGUUUGAAGAUCAGCCCGCAUGGCUCUAACGAUGAUUGGUACUGGAUGCUCUCAACCGUCAUUGACGAGGGCGAGACAGUAAGGGUUGUCACCAACGAUCAGAUGCGAGAUCAUCGUCUUGCCUUGCUGGAUCCCCGGCCCUUCUUGAGAUGGAAGACGACGAGGAUUAUUCGAUUUGAUUUCUCGCAUGCCUGGGAACCUGAGAAGAUUGCAAACGGAACGAGUGAUAUACCGCAAGUCACUCUGAUUCAACCACCUGUCAUCUCGCCCGAGAUUCAAAGAUCAAGCGAUGAAGAACACAUGAUUUGGCAUUUUCCCAUCAGAACCAAGGUUCAAGAAGACGAGGAGGAAGACGGAGACUGUGAAUUCAACCCAACAGAGGCAGCAUGUGCAAGUACAACUCUUGUUAGGAAGACGGAGGAGGGGAAAUGGCUUUGCCUCAAGUUAGCGUUGAAGAUGCAUCGAUGA